ACACUACCCUUCACUGUAGACUGCUCGUCCAAGUCUCUGCGUGUCCAAGAGAUGGCGUCGUCGUCGUCGCUGUGCACGCCACCCCCGGUGUCGUACCCCAACCUGCCCCCGAGCUCGGCCGUGAAACCGAGGCGCCUCAGGCGGACGCCCAGCGCGGCUGUGGACUGCCAUUUCAUUUUGACGAAAGUGUUCGGGCACAAGGAGUUCAAGGGGAAGCAGAAGGCGAUUGUAGAUGCGGCGGUGAAGGGCGCGGACGUGUUUGUGCUGGCGCCGACGGGUAUGGGCAAGAGUUUGUGUUUCCAGAUUCCCGCGCUGGCAGAUGAUCAUGGGAUUACUGUCGUCGUGUCCCCUUUGCUUGCUUUGAUGAAGAACCAGGUCACCAAGCUGCGCGAGAAGCACGUACAGGUCGUCGCUUUGAACUCCGAGACGACCCCGGAAGAGAAGAAAGACAUCAUCAAAGACUUGUCAUCCGGGCACCCAGCAAGCCGGCUUCUGUACAUUACUCCGGAGAAAUUGUGCAGCGCGGAGAUGCUCAGGUUGCUCGAUAAGGUGUACGAGCAGCGGGAGCUGAAUAGAUUCGUGGUUGAUGAGGCCCAUUGCAUCUCGGAAUGGGGCCACGACUUCCGCGCCGAGUAUCGGCGGCUUGGGAUGUUCCGCGAGAAAUAUCCCGGAGUACCCAUCAUGGCGCUUACGGCGACUGCUACUCCUCUAGUGCAAGACGACAUUGUGAAGAGCCUCAAAAUGUCCGACGAGCACCUCUUCAAAGUUGUGCACCCGUUCAACCGCGCGAAUCUCUAUUACGAGAUUCAAUACUGGUCCUCGCCCUACCCCGUCGCGCAGAUGGCCGAGAUCUUCGAGUACAUCUCGAACCUGCACGCGAAGCGCGGGCGCGCGAGCUCGGGGAUCGUGUACUGCCGGAACCGCGCGACGUGUGACGAGCUGGCGGCGUAUCUGCGGGGGAAGGGGCUGAAUGCGCGGCCGUACCAUAAGGGGCUGAAGUCUUCAGUCCUGGAUAAGACUCUGAGGGACUGGGAGAAGGGAGGCAGCGGGGAUGGAGGUGUUGACGUGGUGUGCUCUACGAUAGCUUUCGGUCUCGGUAUUGACAAGCCCGACGUCCGGUAUAUCAUACACUAUGACCUCCCAAAGAGCUUCGAAGGCUAUUACCAGGAAACAGGGAGAGCGGGAAGGGAUGGAUCACCCGCGAAAUGCGUACUCUUUUACUCAAGAGAAGAUGCGUGCAAAGUACGGAAGUUGGUGGGUAUGAGCCACGACAAAAGAGUCUGGGCGGCGGACUCUGCCCAGGGCCCGCCCCCUAGUCAGCGAGCCGUGGACAGUCUCACCUCUCUGAUCAACUUCGCGGAAGCCGAUAGUAUAUGUCGGCACGUAAUGAUAUGCAAAUACUUCGGCGAGGCGAUCGACAUACAUGACGAGGCACUUGUGAAGAAAUACUGUAACAGGAUGUGUGAUGUGUGCAAGUACCCGGACAAGGUCAAGCGACGCAAGCUGAAGCUGGCAUCAGAGGAGUACAUCGGGUCGCAGAUCCAGCGUCUAGAGAGGGAUGUCCGUUAUGAUGACGAGGAAGGUGGCAGCCGUCCGCUGUCGCGACAGAGCUCUGGCGCGGGGGCUAGUGUGUUCCAGUCCAAGCAGCAAGUUGGUACAAGUGUCAACUCUGGCUGGAAGAGGAAUUUCAGAGAUGGUGAUGAUGGCGAGGGAUGGGGAAACGCGAACAACGUCAAUGGACCGAAGCCCCCGCCUAAAAUCAGAACUUACGUGGCUCCAGGGGUCGUGCAGACGCCGCGGUAUAUGCAGAGCGGAGGCUUGAAGAGAAGCUUUUCGGCGUCCAACGAGACAAACGCCAGCACUGAAACUGUUCGCAAGCAACCCAAGACCGACUAUGCGAGCCGUCUGGCUAAUUCGGGACGGUUGCAAGCGCUUCGCACCAAGCCCUUCCGUCCCCCUCUGCUCAAUACUUCGAAUAGAGCACCGACUACCGAUGCAAAUUGUACUGAUGUCGAGAUGCAACGGGAGAAUGAAGCGGCAGAUAUUGACGAAGGAGAAUUGGUACAAACUGACCGCGCUGCCGAGGAUACAGUGUCUCGACGCAGCUCGUCCCCGCUGGUUGAGCUCCCAGAUGACGAUGUAGAGUUGGAAAUGCCGGAUUCUGGAAAGAGAAUUGGUGUUGAAGUCCGCAAAGAAGGGUUCAUCUCUCUUCGUCAGACAUUGCACAAAGUCUUCAUGUUUGGGGAGCAUGCCACUCAGACUUGGGAGCGUGCAGGCCUCACGAUCGAUGAUAAGGAUGCAAAGAAUGAUAUCUUGAAAUGCACUACGCGUCAGCUGGAAUUCUCCGCGCAUACUAUGAGCGUUUCCGAGGAGGGAUACCACAGUCGAUGUCAAGGCACGAUCAGGCUAAUCAAGACUCUUGCGAACCUGGAGGUAUGGGAUCAUCGCCAGAUGCUUGAGGAUUCGGAGGAAACUGCGGAGAUCGUACAACUUAUCCGCGAAACAUGUCGCGCACGGAGGAAGGGGAAAGGGAAGGCUAUAUGAUCUACUCCGCCAUUUAUGCGAGAGGUGCCGGCGUGUAAUGAUAUUGAUACGUUGCAUCGAAGUUGUAGGACUUGUGAUCAUGGGCAUGUGGUAUGGACGUACCGAAUUGCAUUGUAGAUUCUUCGGGUGAAGUCUAGC
This is a messenger RNA of Gloeophyllum trabeum ATCC 11539, 2682 nucleotides long. RefSeq names its product ATP-dependent DNA helicase. Lineage: Eukaryota; Fungi; Basidiomycota; Agaricomycetes; Gloeophyllales; Gloeophyllaceae. Gene Ontology annotation, cellular component: chromosome; cytoplasm. The coding region runs from base 52 to 2544 and encodes 830 amino acids. The record is from RefSeq and is a predicted model, not a curated record. The transcript is spliced from 28 exons. Gene Ontology annotation, biological process: double-strand break repair via homologous recombination. Gene Ontology annotation, molecular function: ATP binding; nucleic acid binding; 3'-5' DNA helicase activity.